Molecule: messenger RNA, 1199 nt
Organism: Cuscuta epithymum
Lineage: Eukaryota; Viridiplantae; Streptophyta; Magnoliopsida; Solanales; Convolvulaceae
Source: the annotation of a GenBank genome assembly
AUAAAAUAAGCAGCCGUUUAACUCUUCCGCUCCCAUAUGGCCGUAGUCCCUAAUCACGUCCAGAAAUCCAAUCUCCCAAGCCGCCAAGUCCAAAAAUACAUGGCCCAAAUUCUGAAAUCCCAACUCCAGUGCAACGAAUCGUAAGGCGCAGAGCGGCAUAUGAGCAUAUCGCUGCAAAAUUCCCAACUCUCACUCACGCAAGUCACGCCGGUGACUGAUUUCUGGUCUGCCCUCGGACGGUCGUCUCACGGCGGCGGAGCAAAAGCACCUUUUAGUCCCUAGCCGAGCAGCGGCUUAUCACUCUCGAGUCUCGACUGCUCUGCCGCUCUGCGGCCAUUUCUGCUCUUUGCCGCUAGAUCUGCUCCUGGUCUUCUCUCAUCAUCACCAUCACUCACUAUAGGUGACUUACAUGAUCCCAUUGAAGAACAGUGUACAGGAUUUUGUCUUCAGCAUUGAUUCUUCUCGCUCAUAGACUUCAAUGAUAGGCUUCUUGUUUAUGUAGAAAAAGAUAUGACAAAAGUAUCAAUGACUACUGAAGGUGCAUCAAAGAAAACUUCAACAGUUCAAUUGGUGAAACUUGAAAGAGGAUUCAAAUUGGCUGAACAAUGGGUUAAUAAUAUGUCCAAAUCAUUGGAGGAUGAUCAAUCAAAUGGAGCUAUUCUAGAGAGCCGACCUCCUAGGCUUGGAAUUGGGGCUACAGUUCCCCGUGAGUCCAAAUAUGUUUGUGCAAACGAUCCCAUUGAAAGAAAAUUGCGUGCUACGUUGAAUGCUAAAGAAAGAAAAUUUGACGCAAAGGCCAAUGAUGCAAGGGUUGAAGAAGAUGAAGAGGAUGAAGAAGAGGAACUUGAAAGCAAAACUAAGGCGUUUACCAAAAAGAGGCCAUCACUUCUUCCCUCAUCUCUUAAUCGUAUGAAGAAACGCAAGUAGAGAAGGGUGGGUACGACAUCUGUAUCAUAGGAUUCAUAGCCCAUGAAAUGUGUUUGAUCCUGCAACAGUAUUGUUUUUGUUCAGUCCAUCAAGCAUCUGAGGUUAUUUACGUGUAUAAUUGUAUUAACCCUUAAAACUCACUGGCGUGCUCUAACCAAUGAAGAAUCCCAUCUUUGAGGGCUGCAGUGCCCAACUUUUAACACUAAAGUUUUAAACAUAGGCACCUCUUUGAAAACUGUUUCUAUUUUUUCAUAUAAAAACUGAGUACUUUA